AUAGUUUCUCUCUAUCUAACACAUAUUUUCCGCGAACUCGAUCGGCAUCGGCAGAACCCACUCGAGGGGGAAGAAAAGAAAAAGAAAAACCCACCACGACACCAAUUCCCUCCGAUUUUUCCUUCUCUUUUCUUAACCACAUAUUUUCCCUUCUCAUUCGCUUUUCCCAUUUCCUUCUCAUUUCCAUCGCCCAAUUAAUCAUCAAUUAAUUAAUUAUUCAAUUAGGGUUUCGAUUCUUCAAUUCCUUCCUCAUUCUCUUAUCGCUCUUAUCAAUUCUUUCAUUCCUCAUAUCCUUUCUUUGAUCCUUUAUCAUCAUCCUUUCAUUCCCAGUAGAAAAUAAAACACCAAAAAAAAAGAGAAAGAUUCUAUUUUUCUUCAUCCUAUUCGAUUUUAGCUGUUUUUAUUUUUAAUUCUUGUUUAUUGUUUGUUAUUAUAAUUUGGUUCUUAAGAUUCAAGAAACUCUGUGAAGUUUUUGGUGCGUUGUUUUAGUUUGCUAUCAAUAAUCGAGGGUUUUCUUGUUAGAUCUAUUCCACUUCUUUCUUUCUUUUUUUCUCCAUUUUUAUUUUCUUUUUCUUUUUCCUUGUUAGAAUCUAAAAAAGAAAAGAAAAAAAGAAAAAUUGUUGGUUUGAUCGGAAUUGAUCAAAUUCACCUCCCCCAAAAAUUAGGGUUUGUUGUGGCUGAUUGAUUUGGUUAGGGUUUGUUGUAUAUAGAUAGAAACAAAGAGGAAAUUUAUGCGAUGGCAUUGAAUUUCUCUCAUCGACCGAUAUUUUCGGCUGGUUUGUCUGAGGAUAAUUUGAGAAUGGGAAAUGGGUAUAGAGUGGAAGGUAUUUCUGAGACUGGUGGUGGUGGUGGUGGUAGUGGUAGUAGUGGGGAUGGAUUUGGGAAUGGGUGGCAUAAUGUUGAUAAUUGUUUUGAUUAUGGUGGUAGUGAUAGAUGUGAUAGAGGGGGUGGUGUAAGUGGUGCUACUCAGGAUUCUGUUUCGAAGGAUAUUCUUGAUCUUUUGCCUUCGGAUCCUUUUGGUAUGGAUAUCAGUACGACGUUCACAGCCAUCACUGGAUGGCUGGAGGAUUUGGAUUUUGAUUAUGGUGGAUAUCAUGUAAAUGAUGAGAUUGGGACAAGUGGUGAGAAUUACCCUUUGUUUGCUGGGUUGAAUUUCAUUUGGAAUAAUGCUGUUAGGUUCCACACUUUUCCUCAAGGGGGAAAUGUGUGCAUUGAAGAGAAGGAUUUUCGCGGGGUGAGUGGAUUCAGUGAGUUUUCUCGUAGAGAAGCUGGAGAAGUAUCCUGCAGCGAGAAAAUUUUUCAUGGGGUGAGGGGAUUUGGUGAGUUUUCUCGGAGAGAAGUUGGAGAGGCUUCAUGCAUCAAGAAGAAUUUUCAAGGGAUGAGUGGAUUUGGUGAAUUUUCCAGGAGAGAAGUUGGAGAAGCAUCCUGCAGCUUUGGGGCUGGAUCUUCUUGUGACAUGGAUGCCGUUUUAGAUUUUAGAUGUGAUUAUAAAGAUGUGGCUAUUGCUAACGUGUCAGGUGACACGGACAUGGAUGAUGUGAAUUUCCUUGAAGGAGAUGAGCGCAUUCUUCAUUCAGUUAUAAAUUCGUCUCUUAGGUAUCUGGGUUUGUCUGAUCUUCUUGUUCUUGAGAGAGUAUGUAAAUCUCUGCAUUCUACUGUUCGUGAUCCGCAAAUGUGGACAAGUAUCCACAUUGACCAGCCUUUAAAUGAAAGAAUCACUGACGACAUUCUUUUGGAAUUAACCAAUAGGGCUCAAGGUCUUCUUCAGUGUCUGAGCCUGGUGGAGUGCACUAGGAUAACCGAUGAUGGUCUGAGGCGUGUUCUUGAAGUCAAUCCCAAAUUAAGCAAGUUGAGUGUUCCUGGAUGCACAAGACUUAGUAUUGAAGGUAUUGUGGGUAUGUUAAAAGCUUACAACUCUAUGGGUACACAGAAGGUGAAGCAUUUACACAUAGGUGGCCUUUAUGGCGUUACACAAAAGCAUUUUGAACAAAUAAAGCUCUUGUUGGGCACUGACAAGAAACGACUGGAGAAUGCUCUUGACAGUCAACCACAUGAGAAUGCUCGUGACAGUCAACCACAAGAGAAUGCUCCUGACAGUCAACUACUAGAGCAUUCUCACAAACCGCACUUCUAUUGCCGCUGGAACUUGUAUCUGCCCUGCGAUGAUGAUCGGGACCUGGAUAUUGAAGUUUGUCCUCGAUGUCAGAAUUUAAGGCUUGUAUAUGAUUGUCCUGCAGAAGGCUGUCAAGGAGUUGGUGGGCAUGCCACUCAGUUGUGCAGGGCUUGCACACUCUGCAUACCACGAUGUAGUCAGUGUGGCCGCUGCAUCAAUGACAGCGAGUACGAAGAAACAUUUUGUCUGGAAUUGCUUUGCUCUCAUUGUUCUCAGCAUUUGGUCAAACCGUUAGAAGGGACAGUUGGAAAGAUUGCAUUAGUCAGCUCAGUUCUCCCCGAACAAAGUUAGGGCAUGUGUUGUGUCGUACAUUAUCAUACCAAAGAAGUCUUUUAUGAGGAAUUGUCCCCUUUUGAAGUCAUAGAAAUGCUAGGUGCUGCUUGACUUGUUUGGCAUUCUUUGUAUUUGGUGGGAAUCUUCCUGUUGUAGAGAAGUUGGAAAUUGAUCUCGACUUUGUUUCUCUGCUGCUACUUGAGUAACCUGCAGGAGCCGAAUCAAUUGCUGUGAUUAUGAAUUGCCUACUGCAUAGUUGCACUGUGAUCAUCGGGGCUGCAGCUGGAGUGACAUGCUUUGCAAUGAAACCUUUCAUUGGGUCACUUUCAGAUAAUAUUUGUGAUAUAGUUCUACUGCUUUACCAGUUUGAAUGAUCUGAUUUCUGGACUUAAGGUCACUUCAAUAACUGCACUGGUAAUUCACUGUUUCCGUGUUGGAGUCCAUGUAACCUGUUUAUUCUUGUUCCCAUCUUUGGAUAAGACAAAAAAAAAAAAAAAAUAAGUGGAUAAUAUUGUGAUGUCUUUGGAUCUUCACGUGUGUUAUUUUAGCUUGUAUCAAGUGGAACUCAUUUUACUGUGGAUCAUAAAAUGAUUAUCUUGGGAUUUUUUAGCGAAAUAAUUGUGUUGCAUAUUUA
Molecule: messenger RNA, 3080 nt
Organism: Medicago truncatula (barrel medic)
Lineage: Eukaryota; Viridiplantae; Streptophyta; Magnoliopsida; Fabales; Fabaceae
Product: F-box protein SKIP14
Exons: 2
Coding region: 737-2464 (575 amino acids)
Cellular component (GO): cytoplasm
Source: RefSeq, a predicted model, not a curated record